Scomber scombrus (Atlantic mackerel) is the source of this 1710-nucleotide messenger RNA. RefSeq names its product growth differentiation factor 10a (gene gdf10a). The transcript has 3 exons. Gene Ontology annotation, biological process: SMAD protein signal transduction; BMP signaling pathway. Gene Ontology annotation, cellular component: extracellular region. The record is from RefSeq and is a predicted model, not a curated record. Bases 103 to 1710 code for a protein of 535 amino acids. Gene Ontology annotation, molecular function: growth factor activity; cytokine activity. NCBI's taxonomy places the organism in Eukaryota, Metazoa, Chordata, Actinopteri, Scombriformes, Scombridae.
CUUUGAAGUGCACAUUGGAUAGUUUUAGACGUUUUGCUGCACCAUUUACCUCUUGGAUUUUGCUUUUGUAAUUAUUUAAGUACUUAAACUACAUCUCAGACAAUGCUUUCCUCGCACCUGCUCCUGUUGCUGUUAAACUGUGUCCUGGGUUUUGCAUCGAUCAGGAUCAUGAAAAGGGGCUCCGGGAGCGCACAGGACAGUAGCUUCUUCCAGUCGUCGUCGGACCCCUUCUCUGAUGACCUGGAUCAGGACAUGGUCUCCCAGCAUAUGUCCAAACUGUACGAGAAAUCCAACCAGGAAAACCGCCUUAGCGAGGGAAACACAGUCCGGAGUUUCAGAGCCAGCCAAGACUCCUCAGACCAAAGGCUGGUGUAUCGACUAAACCUUACAACCCUACAGGACUCAGAGGUCAUCCUCUCUGCCACAUUCCACUUCCUGCUAGAUCGGCGCCCUCAUCAAAAACCCUGGUUCUGUAAACGCUUCAAGAGCCCAUCCUGUCGUUCCUCAACCAUCCACCCUUCUACGUCCAUCAGCCUGCUCCUUCGCUCUGUCUUCUCGGGGUCAGGGGUCAGCUUUGGGUCAAUGGGGUCAUUCCUGGGCAAUGUGACCUUCCACCCCCACAGGAGAGGGGUGUGGCAGAUGAAAGAUGUGACCCAGGUCAUAAAGGAGGCACGGGACAAGGGUCAUCUCCUAGUGUCAGUGGAGUUGGACUUAGGGCAGCAGUACCAGAGGAAACCAGACGAGGGACCGUCUGCUGGCAGCCUGCCAUACCUGUUACUCUAUGCUAAUGACCGUGCCUUGGCAGAGCCCAACAGCGUGGCUACAAGCCUUCAGAGGUACAACCCAUUCCCAGAGGGAGGAGAGCCCUCACAUUCCUCACAGUCCUCUCGCCUCCUGCACAGGUCUAAUUCCUCACCAGAGUUGAAAGGACGUGUGAGAAGGGAAACAAAUAUCCCUUCUGACCCCAUUCAGAACAAUGAGCUGCCCGAGGUCGACUACAGGCCUGAUGGGUACAGGAAGGAUGACCUCUGGGAGAGCACCUGGUACCUGGCGCUCAAACCAAAGCUUAAAUCAGGACGGAAGGAAAAGAAGAGAAAGAGCCAGGAGGAAGAAGGAGUAGAGCAGGGUGGAAGAGCAAACGAUAGAGAAGAACCUCAGGUUCUCAAAGAAGCAGAAAGAACAUCAGAGGGGCUCAAAUCUGACGACUCAACUGUGAAAAUACUGAAAGACAGUCGCACACUGGUGAUGGACGGACGAAGGCAUGAGCGUAGACAUGAGGAGAAGAAUGGAAAAAAGCACAAGGCUAGUUCUACCCCUCAGUCGCCUGUUCUGAACUUUGAUGAACAAACAAUGCGUAAGGCUCGCAGGAGGCAGUGGGGAGACACCCAGCACAAAGGAUGCUCCAGGAGGAACCUCAGAGUGGAUUUUGCAGACAUUGGCUGGAGCGAGUGGGUCAUAGCACCCAAGGCCUUUGAUGCCUACUACUGCGCUGGCACAUGUGGAUUUCCCUUGCCUAAGGUGGUGAGGCCCUCUAACCAUGCCACCAUUCAGAGCAUAGUCCGAGCUGUUGGGAUCAUCCCUGGGGUUCCUGAGCCCUGUUGUGUCCCAGAGAGGAUGAGUCCUCUAGCAGUGCUCUACCAGGAUGAAUCCAGGAACCCAGUGCUCAAGAUUUACCCCAAUAUGUCCGUCCAGUCCUGCUCCUGCAGAUAA